Messenger RNA from Emiliania huxleyi CCMP1516, 3313 nucleotides. RefSeq lists its product as hypothetical. The record is from RefSeq and is a predicted model, not a curated record. Lineage: Eukaryota; Haptophyta; Isochrysidales; Noelaerhabdaceae. Gene Ontology annotation, biological process: protein transport. The coding region runs from base 1 to 3069 and encodes 1022 amino acids. Gene Ontology annotation, cellular component: endoplasmic reticulum membrane. The transcript has 9 exons. Gene Ontology annotation, molecular function: oligopeptide transmembrane transporter activity.
AUGCUUCCAUCGGCGAGCGAGUCCCUGCUUGGCGCGCCGGCGCUCGCACCCGGCGCUGCCGCCCCGGCCCUCACGCUCAAGGCCGUCACAGCCGGCGUCGUGGUCGGCACGCUCAAUGCCUUCCUCCUCCUUUACUACGGCCUCAAGACGGGCGUGUUUCCCGCGCUCAACCUCUCUGCCGGCCUCGGAAGUUACCUGCUGUGCCGCACCUCGGUCCGCCUGUUCGGAGGAACGUUCACCGAGCAGGAGAAUGCGGUGGCGCAGACCGCGGCGACGGCGACGGCGAGCCUGGCGGCCCUCGGCUUCAACUCUGGAUUGCUGGCCAUGUCCAUCAAAAGCUACGAGGUGACGGGCGGAGCCAGGCUGGAGGGGAAUGCGGUCGGGCCGGGCAACACUGCCGAGCUGACCUUCCCCACCUGCGUGAUGUGGUGUGUCGCGGUCGGCCUGUUCGGCUCCUUCGUCGCGUGGCCGCUGAAGGACUCGAUGAUUGUGCGUCAGCGCCUCACCUAUCCAAGCGGCACCUGCGCGGCCCUCAUCAUCCGCUCGCUGCACGAGACUAGUGGCGAGGCCGCCUCCAACGGCCGCACCUCGCUUCGGGCUUUUGGCCUCGCCUAUGCGCUGCAGAUGUACCUCUGGUGCUUCGAGGGAAUCCAAUCCUGGCCCGUCUUUGGCCUUUCCGCCGCCGAGUUUGGCUGGACAUUCGAUUGGGACGUGUCGCAGCCGGCGCUUGGGAUCAUGCUCGGCGGCCGUGUCAACUACAGCAUCCUCCUGGGCGCGGUACUGGCAUACGGCGUCUUCACGCCCUACCUGGUGCAGGUGCGCAGCGGGGACUGCGAGGCGUGGAUCGGCGGCAGCGACGAGGCCUGCCCCUACUGGUUUGACGACGAGGCGGCGCCGUCCGUCUACGUCGGCUCGUUCGGCUACAUCGUGUUCACUGGCCUCGGUAUCAUGCUCGCGGACGGCUGCUACUCCAUCUGCGAGUUAGUGCGCAUGCUAGCACACGAGGCAACCAGCAAGGCGACGCGCCCCGCCGGCCCCGAGCCCUCGGCCGCGACGAAGGCGCUCGACCGGCUCUUCCUUGAUGACCGCGCGCUGCCGGCCUGGACGUCGCCGAUGGGAUACCUGGCCUUUGGGGCGGGCUGCGUAGCCAUCAUGCAACUCGCCUUCCAAGUCCAGUGGUAUCAGACGGUGACCGCCAUCGCCAUCAUCCCCGUGUUUGCCGUCGCAAUCAUGCAGGCCGUCGGACUGGCCGACUGGAACAUGUGCGCUUCCUUCGGGAAGCUGCUCAUGUUCGCGUUCGGCGCGUGGAACCGGUCGUCGGGAGAGAUUAUACCCUCCCUCGCGCUCUGUAUGGUCACCAUCGGAGGGUGCGGCGCCGCCGCCGACCUCAUGUCCGACUUCAAGACGGGGUACAUGGUGGGUGCCAAGCCGUCGCAGAUGUUUUACGCGCAGCUCAUCGGCGCCUCCUUUGGCUGCGUGAUCGUGCCCGCCUGUUUCGCCGUCCUGAACGCGGCGUUCGAGAUCCCCUCGCUGGACGGCCCGCUCAAGGCCGUCUUUGCGCCCAUCUACCGCGUGCUCGCAGUCGUCACCACCACCGGCGGCGGAGAGCUUCCGCGGCACAUAUUUGCGUGGAUGUUUGCGGGCGCGGCGCUCGCGCUCGCCCUUAGCGUGGCCAACGCGCUGCUCGAGGCGCGCGGGUGGCGCGAGACGCACCCCGCCCUAACCAGCCUCGUGCCGCUGCCCAUGUGCGUGGGCAUCGGCAUGCUGAUCCCCGCGGCCUCAUCGAUGGAGAUGGCUCUCGGCGGACUGGUUGCCGCCUGGCUGGAGCGGCGCAGCCCCAGCCUGGCGAGCCGGAGACCGUUUGUGGCCGCGGGGCUCAUCGCGGGAGGCGGGCUGGCGGCGCUCACACAGGUGAUCAUCAAGCUCGCCGGAGGCACGCCCCCGAUGGUGGUGCACUUUGGAGCGUUCCAAAAGCCGAUGCCCGAGCCUGGCCACAAGGACGACACCGCGACGCGCGCGGUGGCCGACUUCCUGCGCAACGAGAAGGGCAGCGGCCUCCGCACCAAGGAGGCCGUGCAGUACGAAAAGCGCGUCGAGUACUUCAAGGGCGCCAAGCUCAUCGACGCCCUCGUCGGCCCAAAGUACACGGGCAAGGUUGCAAAGGAGUCUCCAGUCAAGUCUCGCGCCGAGGCGGCAAAGAUUGGCCAGACGCUGCUCAGCCAGGGGUACUUCCACCGCUCUCAGCGCGUGGCGCACGCGCAUUCGCGGCGGUGGGAGCUUGAGAUGACGAACGGCCCCUUCGAGGAGGACGGGCUGUACACGUGGGUGUACGAGGGCUCCAAGACGAAGCUCUACCUGCUGACGGGGCUGCUGCUGCUUGGCGCGCUGGGGAUGUGCAUGAUCCAGGCGGGCGUGCGGCCGCCUGUCACUCCCAUCCUCUUCGCUCUCCUCUUCCUCGCCAUCUGGCCCCUCUGGAUGAAGAUCGGGGUGUGGUGGUGCAGCGUGACCUUCCUCACCACCUUUGGCGUGCUCUGCGUCGUUCGGCUCGGCCUCUUCAUCCUGAUGUGGAUCGUCGGCUUCCGCGGCAUCUGGCUGUUUCCGAACCUGUUUGACGACAACCAGACAUUUGCGGGCAGCUUCAUGCCCAUCAUGGGCAAGGGCGACCCGAUCAUCAUCUACGAGGACAGCGACGAGGAGUACAACGAGUACAUGCGCAAAAAGUCGAAAAAGAAGGGCGACGACUCCAAGGGCGAGACACAGCCGAGAUAUAGCCGAGAUAAGCCGAGAUCAUGGGCAGACGACGACUCCAAGGGCGGAGGGCGGAGCGACAGCGAGCGCUUUUGGUUUGGGAUGGUGAACAUCUUCAUCAUCUUUGGGCUGGGCGGGCUCUGGUGUAUGUCGAUGGGCUUUUUCGACGGCGAGAACGUGCCCGAUUUCGUCGCCAAGCGCGACGACCUGCAGUACUACUUCAAGGGCUUAGCUGCGCCCGAGGUUGCAAACGAGACGGCCGACGGCGACGGCCGCGACCCCUUCGCGGCGCCAGAGGAGGACGGCAGGGGACGGUUCUGACGCUGUCCUCCCACGCGCCCUCGUCGCUUCUCUCUCCCCUCUCGCCACCUCACAGCUCUAGACCUCACGUCUCGCACUAGCCGCGGCCCUUUUUGCAGGCGCGCCUCGCCGCUCUUAUCUCCGCCAUAUCAUGCGCCCCUUUUGACCGGGGCCGCGGCGCCGCGCUCUAGCCGUUAGCCAUGUGUGGGAGCACACCGCGCCGGUGUUCGGUGGGAGGUUUGUGUACAAAGUCGAGUGUACCGUC